This is a messenger RNA of Phycodurus eques (leafy seadragon), 510 nucleotides long. RefSeq names its product ENY2 transcription and export complex 2 subunit (gene eny2). Gene Ontology annotation, molecular function: transcription coactivator activity; chromatin binding. Gene Ontology annotation, biological process: poly(A)+ mRNA export from nucleus; positive regulation of DNA-templated transcription; regulation of transcription by RNA polymerase II. The record is from RefSeq and is a predicted model, not a curated record. The transcript is spliced from 5 exons. Gene Ontology annotation, cellular component: nuclear pore; DUBm complex; SAGA complex. Bases 48 to 338 code for a protein of 96 amino acids. NCBI's taxonomy places the organism in Eukaryota, Metazoa, Chordata, Actinopteri, Syngnathiformes, Syngnathidae.
GAGGGACAGCGCGCUCCUCCCAGCUGAUCGCAUCCACGACAAAGACCAUGAGCAAGGACUCCCAGAUGAGGGCUGCCAUUAACCAGAAGCUGAUCGAAAUGGGCGAGAGGGAGCGGUUGAAAGAGUUGCUCAGGGCGAAGCUGGUGGAAUGCGGUUGGAAGGAUCAGCUGAAGGCGCACUGCAAAGACGUGAUCCGAGAGAAGGGCCUGGAUCACGUCACGGUGGAGGACCUGGUCACGGAAAUCACGCCCAAAGGCCGAGCGCUGGUUCCCGACAGCGUGAAGAAGGAACUCCUGCAAAGAAUCCGAGCGUUUCUUGCGCAGCACGCGGCCUUGUGAACGCCCCGCUGCUGCUGUCCACUCCCCCACACACACUUUAGCUCACGACAUAGAUCAACAGGCAAAAUGCAGACUGAGGUUCGUUCUCAUCAUGUUGUUUUAUAAAGAUUUUUUUUUUAGUUUGUUAUGCAGCAGUUUUUGGAGAAAACAAAUAAAAAUCAGGCCUAUUUUA